AUGGAGCGCAUCAAACAGCUGCAGCAGCGUCUGGCUGCGAGGCAAGUACUCAUGGCUCAACUUCAGGCCGAGUGUGCUGAGAUUGAGGCAGACAUCGCUGAAGUGCAGCAGCAACUCGGUAUCAAUAGCGGGUUUCGCUUCCUAGACCUACCUCGGGAGCUCCGUGACAUCGUUUAUGAGUUUUGCCUGGCGAAGGGCAAGGUGUUCUUGCCGCAGCAGAGUCACGACGAGUACGAUGUUCGUUACCUUGAUCGAGACUCGUACGAAAAACCAGAAUUGCAGCUCCUGACUAAUCAAGUCAUACUCACUGCGAACGAUCACCAGCACCUGCUAUCGUAUGGAGAAGCAUACGAGAGAGACAGUCAACUUUCACUAGCAAAUGUUAGUCAACUCUCGCUGGCGGAUCUUGCGCAUCGCUAUCUCACCAACGUCAGCAUAGCACUGAACCAGUCCAAUUUUCGAGAUGGGAUUGAACGAAGAAAAGUGACAAUGCGCAGAUUUGCUCAGCAGACGGGCGACAAAAAAGCUCGGAUACUCGACGACCACUUCGCAUGGAGCGAAUACAUGUAUGCUAUUAUCUGGAAGGACUGGCUGGAUGCCAUUUUCGUCAGGCCCAUGAAACAUGUACAGAUUGACGUCAGCAACUGCUACUGUCACCAAGGCUGCUGCCGUCUGGCAAAGAGAUUUGCUCGUUCGUUCCGGCACAUAGAGGGACCUGACGACGGCUAUGACAACCACGUCUUCCCGGAGGAUGCUCUCCGCGUCACUGAGCUCCUUGGUACCAAGACGAGGACAGAACGUCAAAAGAUCAGGCGUGCGCUUGCACAUGGACUGCACGCACUGAUUGUGUCCGAAAAGUUGAACUCCGAAACACCACUCACUCUUCGCUUUACCAAUGCGCCCGUUCCAAAGGAUGGCCACGUCAAAGAGUUCUUGGAGUCGCAUAUGUUGCAUAGAACAGUACUCUGCAGUCGCUGA
Fulvia fulva is the source of this 978-nucleotide messenger RNA. RefSeq lists its product as uncharacterized. NCBI's taxonomy places the organism in Eukaryota, Fungi, Ascomycota, Dothideomycetes, Mycosphaerellales, Mycosphaerellaceae. The coding region runs from base 1 to 978 and encodes 325 amino acids. The transcript has 3 exons. The record is from RefSeq and is a predicted model, not a curated record.